Symbiodinium sp. CCMP2456 is the source of this 603-nucleotide messenger RNA. The record is from the annotation of a GenBank genome assembly. Lineage: Eukaryota; Dinophyceae; Suessiales; Symbiodiniaceae.
AUGGCCUUGGCUCAGGAGCACGGCGCCGGUUUGCGGAAGCUUUACGUCGCGGGCGUUUGCGGCAGCUUCGAUGCCUCGGUAGCCAUCGAGCGGUGGCCGCAGUGGGUAGAGCGCCGAACCACGGCGAAGGGCGAUGAAGAGGUGGUUUGCCGCUUGCCGUUGCGGGUGGAGAAACACCGGCCCAAUCAGCCACUCACUGUGGUGGUGGACACCACAGGAGCCGGCAAAACUGCCGAGACGAUGAUGCGGCAGCGAGGUGAGAGCCUUCUCUGCCGCCUGGAGACAGGGCGGACCCACCAGAUCCGUGUCCAUCUUGCGGCCAUGGGCUUUCCGAUUCUGGGUGAUCCGGUCUAUGGCACCACCACGGAGAACGAGGAUGUGAUGCAACUCCAUGCCUCGGUGUACUCGGUGAAGCUGGAUCAGAGCCUGGAUGCCGGCAAGGCGCUGGCGGACAUCCUUCCAAGACCUCGGCUCCAGGAGUCCGCCGAAGGCCUUCAUGGCCUCUGGGAUGACGGCGCAGACGGCGGAGCGGAUGCGGUAACCUAUGCCUGCGCCGACCCGCCCUGGCUCACCACCGAGCGAGAAAGGCCGCCUUCAGGCUGA